This is a messenger RNA of Cuscuta europaea, 1209 nucleotides long. The record is from the annotation of a GenBank genome assembly. Lineage: Eukaryota; Viridiplantae; Streptophyta; Magnoliopsida; Solanales; Convolvulaceae.
AAAACAUUACAGAGCAAAUGAGGAAUACAGAUGACCAAAGCAGAUAUCCACGCACGUACCGGUAUCCCGGUCAAUAUGAUGAACGUCAGAGGGCUUGCUGACCUGAAGAAGAAGAAAUCCUCCAAGGUCCCGAAGGGGACGGAUGCUGGCGUCCCUAAACCCGCCAGUGACUUCAUUAAGAAGCCCGAGGGGCCGUCGGCGGUCCCAAGUGCUGAUGCUGCCGCCGCUGCAAAGAGAAAGGCUGCGGGCAAGGCUCCCGAGGGAAAAAUGCCAAAAGCGGGAGAUGCCGGGAAGAAGGAUCCCCCCGUGGUCAUUGUAGAUGAUUGCCCCGCCUCCGGGAUGCCUGUGGAGAUGUCGGUGGUAGAAGUGCCGAGGGGUGUCCAGGAGCCCUCCUCUGAGGUCCUGAUGGUUUCUCUUCCGGUAGGAACAGCCGUGAUGAACUGCACGGCGGACCCGAGGGUACUUCUGAGGGGCAUGACCCCCGAGAUUGACAGAGUCGCCCUCGGGGCUGAUGAUGACCUGGCCCUCGAGGACAAGAUCCUCUGGUCUUCCCUCACAACUUGCAUUGCCCUCGGUGAACAGGCCCGGAGGCUGGAGGAGUGGCGUCUGCGCAAGGCUGAGCAUGAUGCAAAGAUGCGGGAGCUCAUCUGCCAGAACUCUGAUGCCAUCCGGCAGAUGGCUAUGCUGGAGGAGAGCCUUCGGCAGAUGACGCUGUGGGCGGAGGCCGCAGACCGGGGCAAGGCCGAGGCUGAGAGGUCCGCAGCUGAAGCCCUCGAGAGAGCCGCCAAGGCGGAUGCCAUCGCGAAGGCCCGAGAGGACGCCGUCUUUGGAUUUUUGGCAGGGGGUGGAGAGCAGAGGAGCAUAAACAAUGGUUGUCCUCGGUCGUGGAGUCCUUCAUCGACGAAUGGUGUGACGGGCCCGAUGUGGAAUGGGUUUCCCGAAAGGGCAAACAAUACUAUGAUGGGGGUGAGUUUUUUACUCAAGCCCUCAUCUACCGGAGGAUGGCCCGUCAUCUGAAGAUCGAGCAGAAAGACUUUGACCCGGUGGCAUACGGAUUUCCCCCUGCAACCAGAUGUCCGUGUUCCUCUCCCCUCGGAUGUCGAGAGGCCCGACCUGGAAGAUACGGAGCUGAUGAAGGAGGCCGAGGGGGCGAUACUGAGGCCGGCACAAAGGUCACUUCAAAGCCUUCGGAAGAGGGUGCCAUCGGGG